Megalops cyprinoides (Indo-Pacific tarpon) is the source of this 2978-nucleotide messenger RNA. It is a transcript of the gene ganc, whose product is annotated as glucosidase, alpha; neutral C. Gene Ontology annotation, biological process: carbohydrate metabolic process; N-glycan processing. The coding region runs from base 115 to 2835 and encodes 906 amino acids. Lineage: Eukaryota; Metazoa; Chordata; Actinopteri; Elopiformes; Megalopidae. Gene Ontology annotation, molecular function: carbohydrate binding; alpha-1,4-glucosidase activity. The transcript has 24 exons. The record is from RefSeq and is a predicted model, not a curated record.
UCCUCUGGCUGCUGUGGUAUACUUGAUGUCUGCGGUGCAUAGUCUGUCUUUAUUAUAUGCCUGAGUUUGUAGCAAGCGUUCACUGUGUAGUAAACUACCGAAGGCGAUAUCUGAAUGGCAGAGGAGGCACUCGCGAAUACUGUUGACAGCGUCGUCCCAGGCGAUGAGGGGAAGAAGAAGUUUAAGAAAUGCGAGGAUAUUGCAUUUUACAGGCGGCAGAAGGGGGAACAUGCAACACAAUACCACCCCCUGUUGGACACUAUGGUGAUAACAGAGAAAGGAGCAGAGAUGGAGAUCGUGGACCUGGGCAUGCAGGCACAGCUGCUCCUACAAGUGUGUGCCAUCAAAGAUGGGGUUCUUAGGGUUACAAUUGAUGAACUGAAGCCAAUAAGAGUGCGUUACAAGGUUCCGGAUGUUCUGAUUGGAGAGCCAGUUUGGGAGCGGCUGCGAGUGGACAGGAGGGAAAAGAACUCCCUCACACUGUGCUGGGGUGCGGGUCAGGACCGGUUUCGGAUCAGCAUCUCUCCAUUCUUGAUGGAGGUGCUGUGUGGAGAGGAGGUGACUGUCACCCUCAACCCAGGAAACAGGCUGUUUUUUGAAGCGCUGCAGGAUCCACCCAAGCUGGGGCCAACCUCAGAGACAGAAGAGGGGGAGGAAGAUUCUGCAGGAUUGUGGAAGGAAACAUUUAAAGAGUUUGUGGACAUCAAGGCAAAUGGUCCCAGUUCUGUUGGUUUGGACUUCACUCUCCAUGGUUUCUCCCAUGUGUAUGGUCUCCCUGAGCAUGCAGACUCCUUCUGCCUGAAGGACACCAGUGAUGCGGAACCUUAUCGUCUGUACAACUUGGAUGUGUUUGCCUACGAUAUUAAUAGCAGACUGGGUCUGUACGGUUCCGUCCCACUCGCGCUGGCCCACAAACCCAGCAGAAGCAUCGGGGUUUUCUGGCUCAACGCAUCCGAGACAUUGCUGGACAUCAGAAUGUCUGGGGACCGCCCUGCUGUGGAGGGUGCCAGUUCUCCCCCAGUGAAGAGGAGGAAGGUGUCUCCCCACACGGACCUGCACUGGAUGUCAGAGAGUGGCGUGAUUGACACCUUCAUCCUGCUGGGACCCACCCCUUCCCAGGCGUUCUCUCAGUAUGCAGAACUGACAGGAUAUCAAGCUUUGCCCCCCCUUUUCUCUCUGGGUUACCACCAGUGCCGAUGGAACUAUAAGGAUGAAACCGAUGUGAAGGAAGUGGACGCCGGGUUUGACUGCCAUGACAUCCCCUACGAUGUCAUCUGGCUUGACAUCGAGCACACAGACAAAAAGCGCUACUUCACCUGGGACCCACACCUGUUCCCAGACCCAGUCGGCCUACAGCGCCACCUACAGGAAAAGAACAGGAAACUGGUGGUCAUCAGUGACCCUCACUUCAGGAUCGACCCUCUCUGGCCUCUUUACCAUGAGGCCAAGAACUAUGGCCACUUUGUGAAGGAUAGAGAAGGAGGACUUUACCAGGGAUCUUGCUGGCCAGGUGACUCCUGUUACCUGGACUUCAGCAGCCAGAAGGCCCGUGCAUGGUACUCUGGGCUUUUCUCUCUAGACAAGUACAAGGGCUCAACGGAAUCUCUAUUUGUGUGGAAUGAUAUGAAUGAGCCCUCUGUGUUUGACGGGCCAGAGCAGACCAUGCCCAAAGACGCAGUGCAUUGUGGGGGCUGGGAACACCGGGAGCUACACAACUUGUAUGGAUUCUAUCAGCACCUGGCCACUUUUGAGGGUCUGAUAUCACGAUCAGGUGGCUUGGAGAGACCUUUUGUCCUGUCACGCUCCUUCUUUGCUGGGUCCCAGAGGCUAGGUGCUGUGUGGACAGGUGACAAUUUGGCUACCUGGGAGUACUUGAAGAUUUCCAUCCCUAUGCUGUUGUCCCUGAGUAUUACAGGUGUGGCCUUUUGUGGAGCGGAUGUGGGUGGGUUUUUCCAGGACCCGGAACCAGAACUGCUGGUGCGCUGGUACCAGGCGGGGGCGCUGCAGCCCUUCUUCCGGGGUCACUCUGCCAUGCAGACGAAACGCAGGGAGCCCUGGCUUUUUGGGGACAGUGUCACUGCAGCAAUCCGCACAGCCAUCAGACAGAGAUACCGUCUGCUGCCCUACUGGUACACACUCUUUCACCAUGCCCACACCUCUGCUAAGCCCCCACUCAGGCCACUGUGGGUGGAAUUCCCCAAGGAGCAGAACACUUUUGCAGUGGAACACCAGUACAUGAUAGGUGGUGCUUUGCUGGCAUGUCCAGUGACUGACCCUGGAGUCACGGAGGUCAAGGUUUUCCUUCCUGGCGCUGGGGAGAGCUGGUACGACGUGCACACUGCUCAGGUCUUCAGAGGCGGCAGGACCGUGAGCCUCCCUGUGACUCUGGAUACGGUGCCCUUGUUUCAGCGUGGGGGCACCGUGAUUCCCAGGAGGACAGCUUCGGGGUCCUGCACAGCACACCUCCAGCAGCUGCCCUUCUCCCUCACUGUGGCCCUGGACUCCAAGGGCCAUGCAGAGGGGGAGCUGUACCUGGACGACGGGCACUCCUUCAGCUUCAGAGACAGGAAGCAGUUUGCCCUGCGCAGGUUUUCUCUGCAGCAGGGUCAUCUGCACAGUAGCCGUGCAGAUGACACAGGGCUGUUUGACUCAGAGAGUACAGUCCAGUGUGUGAGCUUCCUGGGGGUGAAGAGGAAACCAUCCGCUGUGACAGUGCAGAUCUCAGGUGCCAAGGAGGAUCACACUGAGUUCCACUAUCAGGAGGAGCAACAUUUGCUAACAGUAGGAGGUCUCAGCCUGGAAGUAGGAAAGGACUGGGAAAUUAGGAUCCACUAGGGGCAGUUCUACCCAGGAUGCAUUGCAUCAAUGGUCUGGAAUGACACCACUGAAGGUGCUCUUUUAUGGAAUUCUUCACAUAAUACUUUGAGAUGGCUCAGUGUUUCCUACUUACAGAAUUAAAAAUCAAAGACAAGAGAAAU